Hordeum vulgare subsp. vulgare (domesticated barley) is the source of this 891-nucleotide messenger RNA. RefSeq names its product DIBOA-glucoside dioxygenase BX6-like. The transcript is spliced from 3 exons. The record is from RefSeq and is a predicted model, not a curated record. Lineage: Eukaryota; Viridiplantae; Streptophyta; Magnoliopsida; Poales; Poaceae. Bases 1 to 891 code for a protein of 296 amino acids.
AUGAAUAAGAUUGCAAAUGAUGAACUGCCACCGGUGCAGUUUGUAGCUAAUGGCUGUACAUACAAUUAUGACUACUAUCUUGCAGAUGAAAUCUACCCAAAGUGGCAAACAUUUGUGAACCCGUUGAAAAAACCGGAAGGCGUCAGCUGCUCGCGCGCGCUGCUGGAGCUGCGCGCUCGCGCUGCAUUUCUGCGGGGCGAGCUGCAUUUUAACGGGGCUGCUAGAGCCAGCGCCGCGCGCCGCGUCAAACCUGACGAUGGACGCGCUAUGAAUCAGAUUUUUGGACGGCGGGCGUUUGACGACACCAAGGCCGGCGUCAAGGGCCUCGGCGACGCCGGCAUCACCAUUGUCCCUGUCAUCUUCCACUCCACUUCUUCCUCCUCCUUCGUCACCAUCCCGGUUAUCGACCUCACCGGCCUCACGACAUCAUCCGGGCGGGCCUCGGUGGUCGGUGCGGUUAGGGUGGCCGCGGAGACGGUGGGCUUCUUCCAGGUGGUGAACCACGCCGUGCCAGAGGAGGCCAUGCCCAAGAUGCUCGCGGCGGUGCGGCGCUUCAACGAAGAACCGGCGGAGGCCAGGGCCACGUACUACUACUACAGCCGGGACCUCGGCCGGCCUGUGAGGUACAAGUGCAACUUCGACCUGUUCCAGUCGCCGGCGGCCAACUGGCGUGACACCCUGCUCCUGGAAAUUGCAUCGGAGCCGCCAGUGGCUGAGGAGAUCCCGCCGGAGUGCAGACGCAUCACGCCGGAGUACGCGGGGCUCGUGCCAAGGCUGGGCCGCACGCUGCUCGGGCUGCUCUCGGAGGCACUGAGCCUUCGCCGCGGUUACCUAGAACAGGACGCCGCGUGUCUGAGGGGCUCAAAAGUGAAAAUUAAUAUUAAAGUUUGA